This is a messenger RNA of Alternaria atra, 1212 nucleotides long. RefSeq lists its product as uncharacterized. The transcript is spliced from 2 exons. The record is from RefSeq and is a predicted model, not a curated record. Lineage: Eukaryota; Fungi; Ascomycota; Dothideomycetes; Pleosporales; Pleosporaceae. Bases 1 to 1212 code for a protein of 403 amino acids.
AUGGCACCUCCCAAGACUACGCACAGGCCGAUAAACGCAUACCGAGUCCCUGCCAUGUUGCGAAACCUCUCCUACAAGCUGACAUCAGCACUGUCGUCGUCUGAAGUUCUUACCUUAUCAAAGGAUAGCGACGAGUUCACCAAGGCCAAGAAGACGGAGGAGCUAUUUCCGACCACCGACCCCGCGAUAGAUGGCGAUGACUGCCUGCACGAUUGCGCCAGUUGCAGCGUCAAGUACCCGCGCAAGUUUGAGAUCGAUGAGACAGAAGAGCUUUAUGGACACGUGAAGGGAUGGAGUACACAUCUGAUUGUUGCGACUGGCAAGACAGAUUGGGUGCGCGAUGUUGCAGAUGACAAGGGCAGCAUUAUGGAGGCGGUCGACAGAGGAGAUGCGAAGCCUAGCAACGGGAAACUCAUGUUAUCCGCUUCGAAUAUGCCGGUUCCAGACCACUCUGAUCACAGUUCUAUGGUGCUACUGUUACCGUCAUGGCAGUUCAUAGACAACGUCACGCCCGCGAAUAUACCAGAGCUAAUCACUGGCUUCGUCAAUCCUGGGCCUACGAACAAUACGCCACUGCGCUCACGCAAAACCUCGACCCUAGCUCCAUCAAAAGCCCCGGAAGAGACUUCCUCCGCCAAACCUACCUCCUCUUCCAUACCAUCAUCGAUACCCGCCACCUCACAGCUCAAAGCCCGACCAUGUCCCCACAAAUACCUGAUCCUGAUGUGCAGUCAAAAGACCCGAGACGCACGUUGCGGUCAGUCAGCGCCCCUCCUACGGAAAGAGUUCGAGCGACUGCUACGACCAAUGGGACUCUACCGCGAUUUGCAUGAUGAACGGCCGGGCGGUGUAGGAAUAUACUUUAUCAGCCAUGUUGGGGGUCAUAAAUUCUCGGCAAACGUCAUGGUGUACCGACACUCUUCAGUUGUGUCACGACCUGAAAAGACAAACGGACAUAGCAAUGGGGCAGAGAAGCGGCUUGAGGAGCUGAAACUGGAAGAUGAUAACGGUCAGGAGGUCCUUCUCGAUGCCAAUAAGGAGCAGGAGGCAGAAGGCAAUGGCGAGGCUGCACAGUGUAUAUGGCUGGCGCGAGUGAAGCCCGAGGACUGCGAGAACAUUAUCAAGUACACAGUACUGCAAGGCAAGGUGGUCAAACCUGAAAGGCAACUACGAGGUGGAUUUGAUCGAUGCAAACAGCUGGCGAGUUGGUAA